GAAAGAGAGCAAAAACCCAACAAAGCCCCAUCAACUGAAAACAAGCAAAAACCUCAAAAAUCAAGACUUCCUUCAAACUGGGAUCGUUGUGGAGAUGAUGAUGAAGAUGAAUUUGGAGUCAAUCUUGAAAACCCACAUGGAGAUAACCUUAAAAAACCAAACUUUGAGGAUGAUGGUCUUGUUUUGCCAAAGAGAAAAGGUGCUGACUUUAAGCACCUCUUAGAUGAAACUCUAUCAAAAUGUCACCAGGCAUGGAGUAGACCCCUUGCUUUCAGUCAGAGAGAAAGCAUUCUAUCAUGGAUCGGGGAUGAUAAUUUUGUUGUGGAGGAUAAAACUACUUCAACUCAUGAGGCAUCAUUUCUCUCCCUUAAUUUGCAUGCUCUUGCAGAACAGCUAGCUAAAGUAGAUGUAUCAGGGAGGCUCUUCAUUGAAGCAGAUCUAUUAGCAACAGAAUUGGGUCUCACAGAACUGGGGUGUUUCAGUAACAUUAUGAUGCUUCACGGAAAAUGUUUCCUUCAGAGUUACCUUGUACUUUAUAAACAGGGAUCAAAUACAAGCAGCAGCCAGGAAUAUGACCAAUUGCAAACAACAGGAUCAGAGGCAAGCAGCAGUCAUGGACCUGACAGAAAACCAACAACUCAAACUAAAGCAACCUUAACAAUCUCUGAAGAAUUGGCUUUUGAAGAUUUUUCUGAGAAGAAUAAGGCUGUCAUUCAAAAUACCAAGGUUUUUGCUUCAGGCUUGACCAUAGGCAAUACAGACCCAUUUUCAUUCAUUCAGGGAUCAGAUGUCAAGGGUAAUUUGAAUAGAAAUCAGUGUGGAAAUUCCAAUCAAAGCACAGCUCCUGAGCCCCCAGAACAGUUCAAUGUGAGUUCUGCUGUCCCUAAGAGCAGGCUGCCCACGUUUGAAGCAGAAGCUGCUGAGUCUAACCUGUAUAUGCUUCCUGGCUCGCUUAGUGAGACCAAGCUACUUGAUUCUUCUUGUUUUGGGUCUGGUACUUUACCCAUUUUAGAGAAAAAUGCUCCUGGCACCUCUGCCAGAAGUUAGAAGAAAUCCCACUGGUUCAGCAAAAAACUCCUACACUGCUGCCACCCCGGACAGCAUACCUGAUGAUUUACUUGAGGAAACAUCUGAUUUACAAAGAGAAAGAAGCUGCUACACCUCUGCCACUACUUGCAAGAAAUGCCCUUGCCUCUGCAAAAACCACUUCUACUGCUGCCACUUUAGAUGAUGUACUUGAUGACAACAUACUUGAUGAUUUACUUUGAGGAAACAUCUAAUUUACAAGAGAAAGAGGUUGCUACGCCUCUGCCACUACUUGCAAGAAAUGCCUGUCGCUUCGGCAAAAACCACUUCUGCUGCCACUCAAGAUGACGUACUUGAUGAUUUACUUGAGGAAACAUCUAAUUUGUCAAACCAAAACAAUUUGCAUCAGCCUCUAGAAAUGAAGGCUGCAUCUUUUGAAAUUCAAUCUUCUUCUCUCCGUCUGUCAGUAAGUCGAAGUUUUGGAUUGACUUUGAUGCAUCGUCGGAUACAAUUAACUGCUUGUAAUUUUACCAAACCCCAACCAUGUAUCUUUAUUUGUUGUGCUUAAUGCAAUACAAGGAUGUAUACUUCCAAGCUGCUACAUGGAUUCUGUGUUUUACAAGUAAAAAAAUAUUUAGGCAUUUUCCAAUGUUA
Molecule: messenger RNA, 1680 nt
Organism: Populus nigra (black poplar)
Lineage: Eukaryota; Viridiplantae; Streptophyta; Magnoliopsida; Malpighiales; Salicaceae
Exons: 5
Coding region: 490-1047 (185 amino acids)
Source: RefSeq, a predicted model, not a curated record